Molecule: messenger RNA, 1101 nt
Organism: Rotaria sp. Silwood1
Lineage: Eukaryota; Metazoa; Rotifera; Eurotatoria; Philodinida; Philodinidae
Source: the annotation of a GenBank genome assembly
AUGAAUAUAUUUAUAGAAAAAAUUAUUCUUUCUUUACUCAUCUUUCAAUUUCCGGUUAUAAGAGCAACUAGUUAUGGUGCAUUUUGUAAUAGUGAUAGUGAUUGUGAUAGACAUCAAAAAUGCUCAAGUAAACUUUGUCUUUGUAAUCCAGAUGAAAGACGUUUUUGGACAGGAACAACGUGUGCUAUAUGUGCGAGAGAAUAUACUGUAACAAGAGAUAGAUGUUAUAAAUAUUUUAAUGAAUUAAAAACAUGGGAAGCAUCUAGAGUUCAUUGUCGUGCUCAAUAUGCUGAUUUGUUUACUUGGCGUGAUAAUCAUGAUGAACAAUUUAUUCGACCUGUUAUAUUAAGUUGGAUAUCUACGCCUCUUUUUAUACACAUAUCGCCUAUGAUACUCAAAGCAAAACCAAAUCAACUAUAUCUUGCAUGGACUAGUGCUAAGAUAACUUCAUUAAAACCACAUAGUAUUCAAUGGAUGGAUCCUGAUGGAAUGAAAAUAGACUUGACGAGUACAGAAUGGUGUGAUCCAACAUAUCAUGCAGGUUAUUCAUUACAAAAAGAACCAGCAUCAGGAACUAGAGAAGGUCCGAAUGGUACUGAACGUGAAGAAUGUAUUACAUACAAUUUUCGUCCUAAAGGUACAAGUUUUCUCUGCUUAUCAGAUGACUACUGUAGUCAAAAAUAUCCAUUUAUAUGCGAAAUGAAUGCUGCUACUAUGAAAUUAGCUACUUCUACGCAUCAUGGUACUAAUAAUGGUGGCAUUUCAUUCGGAACAGAUGAAGAAGGUACUUCAUCUGGAACAGAGGGUGAUACGAUCGAUUUUGAAGAACCACAACCUCCUCCACCAGAAGACCCUGACUUUACUCCACAACAACUUGGUUUAGAAGCAACAACUCUUAAAGAAGAAACAGGUUUUCUAACAAUGACAAAUAUAAUUAUAAUUGCUGUUGUAGGAAUAAUUCUUAUUGUCGGAGUCAUUGCUGGAUAUGUAGUUAUAAAAAAUAAAAAAACAAGUAUACAUAAUCCUACUCGUGGAAAUGGAGGUGAAUCUCAAGGUAGACCAAGUUUUGCUAGUUCAAUUGGAAGCAUGGUGGAUGAAUAG